Molecule: messenger RNA, 1617 nt
Organism: Varanus komodoensis (Komodo dragon)
Lineage: Eukaryota; Metazoa; Chordata; Lepidosauria; Squamata; Varanidae
Gene: LRIT2
Product: leucine rich repeat, Ig-like and transmembrane domains 2
Exons: 3
Coding region: 49-1617 (522 amino acids)
Molecular function (GO): protein binding
Source: RefSeq, a predicted model, not a curated record
CCAGGAUGCUCCUGUUCCAAUGAUAACUUUGGAAGGAGUUUGCUUUGCAUGUCCACAUCUUUGAGAAAGAUUCCAGAAGGCAUCCCUGAAGAUAUAAAAAAGAUUAGAAUAGAAAACUCUCACCUAACUGAAUUGCAUCGUGGGUCAUUCUCUAAUGUGAGUACCUUGGAAUAUCUCUGGCUUAAUUUUAAUAACAUCACCGUCAUGCAUUUAAAAAGUCUCGAAUACCUGAAGGAUUUGACUGAGCUGAGGCUGCAAGGGAACAAAUUGAGUUCAGUACCAUGGACAGCAUUCCAAGACACUCCGGCUUUGAACAUACUGGAUCUGAAGCACAACCGGCUUGACGUCCUUCCAGAACAUGCCCUCCGUUAUCUGUCUAACCUGACCUACUUAGACCUAUCUUCCAAUCAGCUUACUGUCAUCUCCAAGGAUGUCUUCUAUAACUGGCCAGUGUACCAAAAAACCCAGCAGCUGGAGAAGAAGGUGGAAGCUAUUUCCAAUGCUGUCUUGGCUUUGCACGGCAACCCAUGGCUAUGUGACUGUCGCCUGCGAGGGUUUGUCCAGUUUGUCAAGUCUGUUAGCCCUCCCAUCAUUCUGAUGAAUUCCUACUUAACCUGCUCCAGUCCCAAAGUUUGGGUGGGAAAAUACUUCCAUGAAGUGGAGCUGAAUAGCUGCAUGAAGCCCCUAGUAUCAUCCGUUGAGCCUAACGUGACAGUCUUAGUUGGACUAAAUGCGACCUUGACUUGCUUGGUCCAGGCCAGUCCACCCCCAGCAGUCUGGUGGACUUAUACCCUAAAACACUUGCGAGGAUUUAAUGUGUCCACCAUCCAUAUUAGUGAAGAUACACUUAAGUCAGAAUUGGUGAUUCCGUCAGCCCAUCUUGUGGAUGAGGGGAAUUACUCCUGCAAGGCAGCCAACUUCCUGGGUAACACCUCCUCCACAGUGAUGCUGAAAGUCCAAGCCCCCCGAGUGGUGGCUUCUUCCUUUUCUUCCUCCAUCUCCAUGGAGAAUCCAUACAUUGAUGUGAGGAUCGCCAAGCAGACAGUCUAUGGGAUAACUCUGGAGUGGUAUAGCAUGACUGAGAACCCAGCAGAUACCUGGUACACCCUCCAUUUUGGGAAAUACGAUGACACCAAGAAAGACAUGAUCUACAUUGGGCCCGGCAUCAACAGCUAUUCUGUCAAUGACCUGCUUCCUGCCACCAAGUACGAAGUGUGCAUUACUCUGAGGAACCAGAUGCCUCAAAAGGGGCAAUGCAUCGUGUUUGUCACUGGAAGUGACAUCAGUGAGCUGGAGCAGAGGGAGAAGCUCAUCCACAUCAUCAUCAUCGUGUGCGCCAUGGUCUUGGCUGUCCCUGCUGGGAUGUACGCAUGCACCACCGAGACCCGGUUUACGUGCAUGGAGAGAUGUGCUGACCUCCGCCACAAGGCCCGGAAAGGGCAAAACCUGAAGGAAGGCAACAAGGAGAACACAUUUGACAGCUUGCCAACAGGCAGCGAGGAGGGUCUGUGCUGCAGAGACUCCAGCGACGGCAAGAGAAAGAUGAAGCCAUCUGAGGACAAAGAGAAGGCCGCCAGGCAGAAGCCUGAGCACAGAAAUAGCGCUGAUCUCUAUUAG